AUGAAUAAAAGUAGGAAAAAUAAAUUAAAUGAGAGUUCUUCACACCAAAAAAGCAGGAAUGAGAGCAAAGUGGAGUAUUUACCUGAUCCUCAUCGAAUGUUAGCUAAAUGUAAGUUUAAAGAGUUUCAUUCAUCUCUGGGUAGUUUUGGGAAGUUUGGUGAAGUUGAUCAUUAUCAAAGAAGUACUUUAUCGUUUGCUUUAUAUCUUAUGGAAGGACUUUUGCAGUCGAUAUUAUGCACAGGAAUAAUCUUGGAGAGCUUAAAUGAGUUAGAUUAUGAUAUAUAUUCAUAUCAAGAGGAGAAAAGACAAGGAACAUUAAAUUUAAGUUUUAAGGUUAUAAGCACCGAAAAAAAGGGGUUUACAUUACUUCCUUUAGAUUAUAAAGGUUUCAAUAAAUCGAAUUUUAAAAAUUCUGAAUCAAAGAAUAGUGACGAAGAGAAUUUUUUGGAAAAUGAUCCAUUAAUACCUCCAAAAGAAUAUUUGGAUAUUAUAGGGUACAAAGAACCAAUCACAAAAGCUGCCGUAUUUCAGUUUCCAUGUAAUUCUUCUCCUGAGGAUUUAAUCACGGAAAAGUGUAUAAUAGACGUGAUUAGACGUAGAAUAGAAGAUGAAGAGUGGCUUUCUCAGCUAGAGAUAGUGUGUGGGUGGCUCGGAGAACUAGCCAGGGCCAUCAGGCACCUUGUUAAGCACUUUCCAAUAACAUAUAAACGUUUUCUAGAAGAGACAGAUGGAAAAAUUUAUUCUGCAAUAAAAUAUCCAUUAUUAUAUAUGGCAUUGAUGAAACUUCUGUUUGAUGAAUAUCCAAGGAUUAUUGAGACCGAUGAAGAGCUUAACCCAAAAGAUCCAGGAGAUGCGAGAAGAUUAGUCAAUAGGGUACGAAGAAAUAAGCUACCAGGAAUGAGACUUGUUGAAAUAAUGUCCAGAAUGACUAAUUCUUUAGGAAAUACUCUAGAUUCUAUGGGAGGAAGUCCAGCAUGGAAGUGUAGCCCGGUUUUUGCUCAAUAUUAUCUUCAUAUGGCUUUUGUUUUCGAUGAUUCAUUAUUAUUCACACAAAUUGCUGCGAAAAGUCAUAUGUUUGACUAUGAGAUUUUUGAAUGGAAUUACACAUUAAACUCCUUAGCUCAACAUAUACCAUUGUUGAAUUCAUUUUUAAAACCUCUUGCUACAUCAAUUAUGGCAAACAGAGUUCACACCAGGUUAGAAUGUUAUUUAAAAGACUCUACCAAAAAGGUACAUGCAGAAGAUGGCGCCAACUCUGAAAAAAAUGCACAAUUGCCAAAACCUGUGGUAGGUAAUUCAUUGGAAGCAAGAUUUCUAACAAAUGAAGUAAUUAAGCGUGCAAAAGCAUUUUUUGGUAAUUUUGAAGGAGAUAGAUUGAUGUCAAGUGUAAAGGCAGAAUUUGAGAAUUGGCAGUACAAACCAAUAAGACCAACACAAGAACUUAAGAAAUUAGCAUCUAGAAAAAUUGAUUUAGAUAAAACACUAAAGGAAUAUAAUCGUACAGUUCUAGUGCCAGAGAGAAAUAGUAGACAUACAAAAGCCGUUAUAAAUAAUGUAUUACCCCCUCUAACUCACCUUUCCGAGAAGAAAAAGAAAUUAAUAGUUAAGAUGGCGCCAGGUCAAAAGUAUGCACAAUCUUUUUAUAAUAAUAAAGUGAGUAUACCUGCUGACAUGAUUGUAAGCCCAUAA
Messenger RNA from Cryptosporidium ubiquitum, 1689 nucleotides. RefSeq lists its product as uncharacterized. Bases 1 to 1689 code for a protein of 562 amino acids. The transcript has a single exon. The record is from RefSeq and is a predicted model, not a curated record. Lineage: Eukaryota; Apicomplexa; Conoidasida; Eucoccidiorida; Cryptosporidiidae.